Molecule: messenger RNA, 4085 nt
Organism: Anopheles arabiensis
Lineage: Eukaryota; Metazoa; Arthropoda; Insecta; Diptera; Culicidae
Gene: sbm
Product: b(0,+)-type amino acid transporter 1
Exons: 12
Coding region: 364-2064 (566 amino acids)
Biological process (GO): amino acid transmembrane transport
Cellular component (GO): membrane
Molecular function (GO): L-amino acid transmembrane transporter activity
Source: RefSeq, a predicted model, not a curated record
GGGAGCAGGGAGUGAUCGCCAAUCACUGACUGUUUGUGGAGUGUAUGCGUAUAUGUCCCUGUCUCUUUCUUGUGUGUGUGCGUGUGUGUGUGUAGUACGUGUCUUGCCGCUCGACUAGAGACGGAUAAUUGCUGCGCCACGUGGUCGUGCUCGGUACCGACAAAGUGUUUCCGUUGCGUGUCUCGUUGAAUGUUUGUCCGUGUGUAGUGUGUGUGUGUGUGCAAGUAGUAAACCUAUUUGUUUGACCGACCGCACCAAACAAAACGACAUCACACAGCAUCCCCACACCAUCAUUCUGCCCGCGCGAUCACGGCCGACCAACACACCCGUCGGAUAGCCAAUUCGCUCCCGGACGCUCAUGCCAUGCGCAGCUCAAUCUCUCAGCUCUUCUCGGCAGCGUCAGACCACGAUGCCGGAGGGCGCAACGCACAUCAGCUACAGGCGGCCGGUACGGGAACUCCCACACAGUGCACUAACGGCUAUGCAGGACACAGUGGAUCAAUUAAAGAUGUAUCAAAGACAGACUGGAAUUCCCGCAUCGGGGACGGAACAGCGCAGCUCAACGGGACUCUCGGGCGAGGGACGUCCGAAACGGCAGAGACCGACUCAUCAGGGACCGGGGGGAUGCGGGACGCGUUGGAGGGGCCGGGCUCAGCGCAGAACGACGCUAUUCACCUCAAGAGACGGGUGGGACUCUUCAGUGGGGUUGCUUUAAUUGUCGGUACCAUGAUUGGGUCCGGAAUUUUCGUGUCGCCAUCUGGUUUACUGGUGCGAACUGGUUCCAUUGGUGUGAGCUUUAUCAUUUGGAUGGCCUGUGGAUUGCUCUCGUUGUUAGGUGCAUUGGCGUACGCUGAGUUAGGCACGAUGAAUACUUCGUCCGGAGCAGAAUGGGCAUACUUUAUGGACGCGUUCGGGGCCUGGCCCGCCUUCCUGUUCUCGUGGGUGUCGACGCUGGUGCUGAAGCCGUCCCAGAUGGCGAUCAUCUGCCUGUCGUUCGCGCAGUACGCGGUCGAGGCGUUCGUGUCCGAGUGCGAUCCGCCGCUGAGCGUGGUGAAGAUGGUUGCGAUCCUUGCGAUCGUGAGCAUCCUGUUCGUGAAUUGCUACAGCGUGAACCUGGGCAUGGCCGUGCAGAACGUGUUUACGUCGGCGAAGCUGAUCGCGGUGCUGAUCGUGAUCUGUGGCGGUGCGUACAAGCUGUGCCAGGGCAACACGCAGCAUCUGCAGAAUGCAUUUAGCGGCACUACGCCGUCGCUGGGUGCGAUCGCGACCGCUUUCUACACCGGCCUGUGGGCGUACGACGGUUGGAACAAUCUGAACUACGUGACGGAGGAGAUCCAGAACCCGAGCAAAAAUCUUCCCCGCUCGAUCAUCAUCGGCAUCCCGCUGGUGACGCUGUGCUACGCGCUGAUCAACGUCUCCUACCUGGCCGCCAUGUCGCCGACGGAGAUGAUCGAGUCCGAAGCGGUCGCGGUCACGUUCGGCAACCGCAUACUGGGCAUGAUGGCGUGGCUGAUGCCGCUGAGCGUCACCAUCAGUACGUUUGGCAGUGCGAACGGUACGCUGUUUGCGGCGGGACGACUGUGCUUUGCUGCCAGCCGCGAGGGCCACCUGCUGGACAUACUGUCCUACGUGCACGUUCGUCGUCUAACACCGGCGCCUGGGCUAAUCUUUCACUCGCUUAUUGCCGGUGCGAUGGUGCUGUACGGUACGAUCGAUUCGCUGAUCGACUUCUUCAGCUUCACCGCCUGGAUCUUCUACGGUGGCGCCAUGGUCGCCCUGAUCGUGAUGCGCUACACCAAACCGAACUACCCCCGACCCUACAAAGUCCCACUUAUCAUUCCAAUUUUGGUUAUGGUCAUUUCCGGCUACCUUGUGGCGGCUCCCAUCAUCGAGAAGCCGCAAAUCGAGUACCUGUACGCAGUGCUGUUCAUACUGGCUGGGCUGAUCUUCUACGUACCCUUCGUGCACUACGGCUACCAUCCAAAGUUCAUGGACAACGUUACCCUCUUCUUCCAAAUGCUGUUUGAGGUGGUGCCCACGACGUCGAUGGCAAUGUUUGACUAGGAUUGAAUGCCACCACUACCACCGCCACCCCCGCCGCCACCAUAUAGACCGGGGCAACAGACAAAAAGAAACUCCCAGCACUGCUCAAUGCAUCCAAUGCAGCAGCAAAAUGGCACAAAACAACAACAAGUCGUCUAUCUAUAAUCGCCAACGAACUUGCAUCCACUCACUACUCCUGCUACUACUACUACGACUAGCGCAUAACUUUCUCCCGCGUGUUUGCGCGUGGUACCCCCGCCCCCCAAUUGCGAUCGUGACAUUAGUAAUACUUAGCUAUGUUAGUAGUAGUUUUCUAGUAGUAGCAACGGCAGCAGCAGCAGCAGCAGCAGCAGCAGCAGCAGUAGUUUAUAUAUAUGUGUGUGUGUUUGUGUAUGCGCUGCGUACUUAACCUUUCAGGCGCUUCUUCCUGUGCGUGACGAUGGCGCAACGUCGCGUGGAAUACGCGUGUGCGUGUGCGCGAGCAAUAUGGGCAAUUUAUUCGCAACAAAAACAUAGCAAUAAUGGACUCUGUCGUACUGUAUACCUUCUCCCAUGAUUAUGCUGAUGAUGCUGGUGAAGACUACCCGAAGGCAAUAACCAUUGAUGGCUUUCGCUUUGUACACUAUUGGAGCAACGUAGCGUGACGAUGAUGAUGAUGGAACGAUCCAGUGUUUAUUGAACUGGUUGGGAACAGCAUAGGUUUCGGGAAGAUGUUAGAGGAAGCUUUCUUUCUUUCGCCAGUAAGAGUGGAUUCUUUUAGCUGCUGAGGGGGAGGGGGGGGGGGAAGGUCAAACCACAGUUGUAACCGACUGCUGUACGCGUUGCCAAACAUUUACGGUGGGAAAUUUCGAUUUGAAAUCCCAACCGGGUAAAACAGAACUUUUCGGAAUUGCUUUCAAAGGAGUUUUUGUGUGUUUUUAAAAGUUGCUUUCACCCCACAAAAGACUCGUUUGUUUGGUUUUGUUUUUUGUUUUUUAGGGAAAACGAUAAAGACAGCACUAUCACGAAGGGGCAGAGGUUACAUUUAGUUGCUGCACGGAUCAUUCCCGAAUGGUCGUUUUUGUGUUUAGUUUUAUUUUUGGCGUUUUUUUUUGUGUGGAGUUCACUCCAGAUGUGAUGAUGGACCAGAGUGAAGCGACCAUUUUCUGUCAUCGGCUUAGUGCAGGAGUCGAUGAUGAGCACGUGCCCUCCCACCAAUGCUGCGAAAGGGAAGAAAAAAGGUCAGUUUGGAAUGCUGUGUGUGUGUGUUGUGUGUGUUUGUUUGGAUUCGAUCGGUGCACCAACGGAGCUAUCAUUCCGCACCGAAGGAUCCCGGAAGCAAACACACAAACACAAAAUGUACCCCCCUCGAAUGCCUUUGAUUGGAGGAGUUCCUUUGUGCUUAAAACUAAUUUUGGCUUACAAGCUCCAAAUAUUGAACAUCGUUAAUGAGAGCUGGUUUUUUUUCUGUUGGAGUUCCCGGGGCUUUUGUUUUUUAAAUAUGCAAAAUAUGACACCGGGAGGAAAGUAGUUUGGAGUAGAAACCGACGGCGGUAGCAAAACCAAAGAACAAAACAACACCAAAAUGGAACGGAAAUUUGGAUUUUGAUGCGGAGCGGAGGGGGGGGGAGGUGGAAGAAAGCUUUUGCUGCGCGAGAGAAAGCAGCUAGAAGGGGGAGAGAAAAGGCAUGAGCGAAGGAGAGGAAACGUGACACUAAAGAUAACCAAAAAGAAAAAGAAACAAACCCAUAUACAAUCAUUAAUUUAUCAAACAAUCCCACCCUCCCUUGUUGAAUAAUUGAAGCAAAGGAGCGUUUAAAGUGGCUAAAAGGAAAGGGAAAAGAAAGGGGAGGGGAAACCAACCCCCCGAAGAGUCUGUGUGUGUGUGGUGGAUGUGUUGUAAUACGAAAAGUGAUGGUUGCGAAGGGGAAAAAACCAAGAAAUGAUUAGUGUAAAUGACGAUGCUGAUGAUGAUAAUUAUUUUCUGUUAACGAGUAGUUCUUUUUUGAGUUUUUGGACAAUUGAUGAAAUAAAGAGACGUUAUUUAUAUAUAGAAAAAAAAA